Pseudovirgaria hyperparasitica is the source of this 2413-nucleotide messenger RNA. RefSeq lists its product as uncharacterized. The record is from RefSeq and is a predicted model, not a curated record. Gene Ontology annotation, molecular function: mRNA binding. Gene Ontology annotation, cellular component: exon-exon junction complex. Bases 251 to 2332 code for a protein of 693 amino acids. Gene Ontology annotation, biological process: mRNA processing. The transcript has 2 exons. NCBI's taxonomy places the organism in Eukaryota, Fungi, Ascomycota, Dothideomycetes, Acrospermales, Acrospermaceae.
GGUCAUCCUCACACUGAAUACUUUCACUGAUUGAUGCACGUUAAAACACCUUUUUUCCACCCCCUCUAUCAUCGUCACGUCCACUCUAAUCUACGCCCUACCUUUCGUUCUCAAGAUCGACGUUACUGCCGGACCCGACAGACUUGUCUCCUACAGGCCAUUGCUUACGGUAGUCUGCCCAUCAAUACGCUCUGACCCGCGACCAUCUUCCGCAACCUGUUUGCCACUUCUACUUUCUACCAGGCGCUUGAUGAAAAUGGCUGCACAACGUAGGAGGAAUAUUGUCCAACGUCGCCGUCGGAAUGAAGAGGAAGGAGACGAUGAAGCGUCAGUGGUGACUGACCAUAACGAUGACUCGCAGAGCGAAGGAUCGAUCCAGAGUGAUCAGGACGCGGAUGCAGAUGCUAGCGAUUUGAGCGACACUGAAACACCCGGACCAUUGAACGAUUCAGAAAUUCAUAGGAAACCUCAGUCUCGCCAACAGCGAUCUGACAACAUUCGCAGCGGUCAGAAUGAAAUACUGACAGGGGAAAAUGGUGAUAAAUUCUUUCCACAGUCUACCGACACGGUUGUGAUGAUGAAUGGAUUGAACUUAUCCGAAUCAGUUGCGAAAGACGAAGGGGUCGAUUUUGAGACACUGAAUCGCAAGAGACAUGCUGUUCCCACACACCCUGUCAUUGUGACUAGUAAACAGGAGACACCCGCCGAAAGAAGGAGACGCGAGCAUGAGGAAUAUCGCAGAAAGAAGGAAGAUGAUCCUGCCUUCAUUCCGAACAGAGGACCCUUCUUCAUGCACGACCAGCGGGCCUCUGGCCCAGGAGCAAAUGGUUUUCGAUCGAUAGCAAGAGGUCGAGGAAGAGGGAGGGGUGGUGUGGGUGCACCUUUUGCAUCACACAAUGAUGUUGCUCCACCUGACGAAACCUUAAGCGGACCUUGGGCUCACGAUCUACAUCAGUCUCUUCUGGAUCAAGACGGCAGAGCGCAACUGUCUAUAAAUCCUACAUAUCCCUCUUUCUCGAAUACUCAAUCUGCAGUGCGGAAGGCUAUCCCUGCACCAUCCCGACCGAACCUCGCACAAUCCUUCUCUACCACCCGCGAGAUAGCGAAAGCUCUUAUACGUGUCUCGCUUCCUGGUAUGGAAGUGCCCGUUAACUUCGCAGAUGUUCCGCUCAAAUUAUACGCUCGGCUCCCGAACCAUCGGCCGCCUUUGCGAAGAGACAAACCAGUACGAAUAUCAUUGCCUAACCAUCCACCGCGAUAUAUAUUUCCUUCUACUGAGCGAUCAUUCAUCUUCAUUCCGCGAGCUAUGCGUCCAAAUCAGCAAGGAUUUGGCAGAGGGCGAGGCAGAGGUAUUGGAUCCAUGGGAGGCUUCUCGAGUCGUCGGACAAGUGUAUAUGCUGGCAGCGUCAACUCGCCAAGCGUGGCUAUGAGCAGGAGAUCUUCUCUUGCACGGGAAUUCCCCCGAGACGGCAUCAUCUCGCCUACAGGGUCCGUCGUGUCCAGACCACCGGGUUCAUCUGACAUGGUCAAGCCUAUCGUUCGUCUGCCACCUGGACAGACGCAGGCUUCAGCAUUCGGACAUGCGACACCAAUAGUGAACAUACCUCCCCCAUCUACAUAUCCCUUACCACAGCGACCCGCUUUCAGAGAGAACUCUGCAGGCCUUCCGAUGUACCAGCCUCGUCCACAGAAAGCUGUGUCGAUGGCCGGUAUAGAGUCGCCUGUGAAUGUUUUUGCGGCGCCUCUGCAGCAAGAACAACUUCCGUUUCACCAGCAAGUGCCUCCUCAAUUGAACGGACAAGGUCCUCCAGACCAAACGCAACAAUACCCUCCUCAUACACGACAGCUUUCCUAUCCAAGUCAGCCAUCGACAGGGACUCCACUUUCUCACAUUCCAGAACGUGCUAUUCAUGCACAGCCAUUCCAGCCUUACCAGCAAUCAGGAUAUCCUAUGCCCAACGGAUAUGCGCCUGGCUAUUUCUAUGCUCCUUCAAAUCCUCCUCAGGGCCAAUAUCCUACCGUAACACCAAGCGGUAUGGUUCCAAUGUACAUGCAGGGUGGCCAGUCAGGUACAUAUAUGUUACCGGCAGGACCUGCGUCUGUAUCUGUCCCUGUUACCAACACGACACAGUCGCAAGCUAGUAUGGUGGCGCACGAGGCCAACGGGACGGUGUAUUAUUAUGAUCCAUUCAGCGUAUACACUGCAACAGCUAUGGAGGGCUAUGCUCCUACGAGCUACGCAGUACCUGGGAUUGGUGGCAUGAUGACACCCAGUCCUGAUGGGUAUCACUACCCACAGAUGCAACCAGGUGGGACAGUGUACUACGGGUAACGAAAGCAACACGUCCCUGUGGAUUGGCAAUAGCAACACCGCGUUCUUGUAACAUGUACAUGUCGUCCGUUUAGCGAGUCU